AUGUAUCCUCUUCUGCUUCUUAGCCGGUUUCCCACCUGCAAGAUAGGCAGCCAUGAAUGUAAGCUGGAGACAGUAAUGUUUCACGUGGACUCAAAAAAAGAGAUUCCUUUCUCAUUUUUUCCAGCCGGUGCUCUGCCAUUAGCAAGCCAGCUCACGGAAGAAGACGAGAAGGUGACCAAAUGCAUCACAGAAAUUCUAGCAGACACCCUCUCCAAACCCAGUCCCAUCCCAGUGACCAGCGAAUGCAUGAAAAUCCUUCGGGAGGAUGAGAGAGUCCUGGCGAUGCUUCACCAUCAGCAUCUGCUGACGGAGCUGGAAGACUUGGCGCACCAAGAGAACGCAAAGCAUCGUCUGGGCCACGAAGACAGCCAUGACGCUUGGGAGGGAGAAGGUGCAGAGCGGGAGGAGCUAAAGAAGCGGGAGGAGAGGCCCGGCCAGCAGAGAGAAGAUGCUGCUUCUGAGAAGAUGCGGGAACGAGAUGGAGAGUGGAAGGAAGAGGGGCAGGGCCUGAAGGAGUACCAAAAGAUGGAGAAGAUUGAGGAGAAGGUGAAGGAAGUCUCCCAUACAGAGGACAAUCGGGAAGCUCUGGAAGAGGAGGCAGCCAAAGAGAAGAUGGAGGAUGAGGGUGAGGAAGAUGGGUCGAAGAAGAUGAAGAGGACCUCCUCAGAGACUUGGUCCUCUCGGGAAUAUUUUGGCCACAUGAAGAACAGAGGUUCUGGGGGGCCAAAAAUCAGGAAGGUGAUGCUUCGAGGAAGUCGGGACAGCAUGAAGAGAAGUGGUUCAGACAAGAGGUCCUUUGAGCUGGAGGGAGAAGAGGAAGAAGAUGACAGCUCUGAAGAGAAGCCAAUGAGCCACCACUAUGGAAGCCGCCACCACCAUGAGGACUGGGAGGAUGAGGAGGAAGAAGGAGAGAAGAAGAGGAGGAGGGCUGAUCUGGCCAAGCGAGUGGCAGAGACGGCCAGCAAUGAGGAGACGGCCCAGUUUGAAGAGGAAGAGAAAGAGAAAGGGUUGAAGAUCUCCAACUCCAAGGGCCAUCUCCAUGGAGGCUGGAAGCCCUGGCCAGAAGAGGAGGAGGAGGAAGGUGAUACGAGAUACGGACAUCACCAUAGAUCAGCCGGCCUGGACCUCAAGAAGAGACACAGGGAGGAUUAUCCGAAGGGCAGGCACCAUGGCCAUGAAGAGGAUGAGAGAGAAGAGGAGGACAGCCAGAAUGAGGCCCAGGAACUGGAAAAGCUUCAAGAGAUCGAGCAUGACCUUCAAAAGGCCGCCGAGAAACUUCGGGAGCUGAAGAGGGGCUCCCCUUUCUCACCACAUCAUGGGCAGGUUUAGGGGACGUGGCGGCACAGGUGGCCUCUUCCGUCCCCCGCCUUCCACCUAGUCCUCUUCCACACCUGCAGCCUCUCUGUAUAUACACUCUCUCUCUCCAGCUUGGCUUUCGACUGUUAAAUGGGACUUUCCUUUUGCUAAAUAUCUCCACCCUGGCAGCUUCUUGCUGUGGAAACACAGCUCAGCAAAACCUCCUUCUUCUAGUUAGAUCUCCCAAAAGAAGCCAGAGUCUGGUGACAUCCUAAAACACCAACCAUCUUUUUGUGUAGUGGAAGCU
Messenger RNA from Heteronotia binoei (common prickly gecko), 1603 nucleotides. It is a transcript of the gene CCER2, whose product is annotated as coiled-coil glutamate rich protein 2. The transcript has 5 exons. The record is from RefSeq and is a predicted model, not a curated record. NCBI's taxonomy places the organism in Eukaryota, Metazoa, Chordata, Lepidosauria, Squamata, Gekkonidae. Bases 1 to 1329 code for a protein of 442 amino acids. Gene Ontology annotation, cellular component: secretory granule.